CCAACACUCCCCACUUCCCCAACAGAUAGCAAAGUAAUUGACCAAAUUGGCAAAUCAAAUCCCUAGCAUUAGAAGAACAGAGUCUGCGACUCGACUCACCAGCGUUGAGCGCAGUGGAGCCUAGAGUCGACGAGCGGAGUCGUUGCCUGAAUUCUUAAGCUUGCUCAGUGGCGCCAUGGAGGCUCAAGGCUGGACGGCAGACGAUUAAGGCCUUUAGUGCAGACCAAAAGGGAGAAAUAGCAGCUAGAACUCGAGAAUGGCGUCGAGAAAAUCAAAAGCUCCGGUUCCAAAUUCCAAAAGUGCAGCUUUUAUGGGCAGAUUUUUGAGUAAAACAUCCUCCUCAACAUCCUCCUCAACACCCUCCUCAACACCCUCCUCAACACUAGGAAGUUCAAGUGUAAAUGUGUGUAAUAUUAUUUCUCAAUGUCAUAACCCAAUGUCUCAAGAAGUCAAUUUGGAUUACCUUCCUUUGGACCCCGUAAAAAGAAGAAAAAUUUCUGAAUAUCAUCCUAAUCAAAGGGAUGAAAUUCGAAUCAAAUAUCUGAUUAAAGGUCCUUGCCAACCACGUGGUCAUGACUUCCCACAAAAGGAAAUCGGGAAUACUUCGAGACAGUUUAAUUCUAAAUGGUUUGAUAAAUACCCUAGCUGGUUAGAGUAUAGUAUUCAAGAUGACAAAACUUUCUGUUUAUGUUGUUACUUGUUUAGAGAUUAUUUUGAAAAUCGUGGUGGGAGUGAUGCAUUUGUAAGCGAAGGCUUUUCAAGUUGGAACAAAACUGAGAGAUUAGGCUAUCAUGUGGGUGAAAUAAGUAGUUUUCACAACAUAGCAGUUAAAAGGUGUGAUGCUUUGAUGAACCAAGAUCAAUCAAUUGCAGUUGCAAUGGAUAGACAAAAUGGAAUUGUGAAAAAUGAGUAUCGUAUUCGCUUGAAUGCUUCUAUUAAUGGUUCAAGAUUUUUAUUGCAUCAAGGACUCCCUUAUCGUGGUCAUGAUGAGUCUGAAGAUUCUAACAAUAGAGGUAAUUUUUUGGAAUUGAUAAAGUAUACCGCCACUCAGAAUGAGGCGGUUAGUAAGGUUGUUUUAAAAAACGCUCCGGGGAAUAAUCAAGUUAUUGCUCCAAGCAUUCAAAAAGAUAUUGCCAAUUGUUUUGCACAAGAAGUGGUGCGUUCUAUUAUUGCAGAUAUUGGUGAUGAUGUGUUUGCUUUGCUUGUUGAUGAGUCCAGCGAUGUUUCUUACAAAGAGAAAAUGGCUAUGGUUUUGCGUUACGUUGAUAAAUGCGGCAUGGUUAAAGAAAGUUUUAUUGGUGUUGUUCAUGUCAAAGAUACAUCUUCUUUAUCUCUUAAAUCUGCUAUUGGUUGUGUUUUUUUUUAUUAUGGGCUGAGUUUGAAAAAUGUGAGAGGCCAGGGCUACGAUGGUGCAAGUAAUAUGUAGGGUGAAUUCAAUGGUCUCAGAGCUUUAAUUUUGAAAGAAAAUAACUCGGCUGAUUAUUUUCAUUGUUUUGCUCAUCAACUACAACUAGUUGUUGUGGCAGUUUCAAAAAAACACUUUCAAGCUGGAGAUUUCUUUGAUAUGAUAUCAUUAUUGUUGAAUGUGGUUGGAGCUUCUUGUAAAAUAAGAGAUAUGAUUCGAGAAAGCCACCAAAAAAAAGUGAAGCGAGCUAUAAGCAGUGGCGAAAUUAGCACGGGAACAGGUCUGAAUCAUGAACUUGCACUUCAAAGACCUGUAAACACGCGUUGGGGUUCUCACUAUAGAACACUUUUGAAUUUGGUUGAAUUGUUUCCAUCUGUUGUUGAGGUCCUUGAAUAUGUUGAAAUUGAAGGCAUUGAUAGUGUAAAAAGACGUCAAGCAAACGGUCUUUUAAAAUACUUUCAAUCCUUUGAUUUCGUCUUCUAUUUACAAUUGAUGUUGCUUAUUUUGGGACUCACAAACUCUUUGUCAGUUGCUCUUCAAAGGAAAGAUCAAGAUAUACUCAAUGCUAUGUCAUUAGUAGAAACAACAAAGCGGCAAUUGUUAAAAGUUAGAGUUGAUGGGUGGGGUUCUCAUUUGAGAAAGAUCUCUUCAUUCCGUGAGAAGUAUGAAGUUUCAAUGCUUGAUAUGGAAGAAAACUUUGUUAACCCCAAGCGUCCAUGACAAAGAACUAAUAUUACCAAUCGGCAUCAUUAUGAGUUUGAAUGUUUUAAUACUGUUAUGGAUUUGCAAAUCAAAGAAUUUGAGGAUCGGUUUGAUGAGUUGUGUUGAACGCAGGAGCCUUGAGCAUGAGCUUGGUGUUUACAUUGAUAAUCUCCUAGCGGAAUGAAAGGUUUCGUAACUUGAAAAGUCUUGGUGAUCUUGCUUAAGUGAUGGUGAACACAAGAAAACAUCUUUCACACCCUCUCGUAUAUAGGCUUUUAAAGCUAGCUUUGACUUUGCCAGUUCCCACUGCAACUGUUGAGAGAUGCUUUUCUGCUAUGAGAAGACUAAUUUGCGUAACAGAAUUGGCGAUCAGUUUCUCAGUGACUGUUUAGUUUGUUUUAUUGAAAGAGAUGUAUUUGAAACAGUAACAAAUGAAACUGUAAUAGAUCUCUUUAAAAAAUGAAAACUCGAAGAGAGCAGUUGUGAUUUACUUUAUUUGUG
Messenger RNA from Cuscuta epithymum, 2608 nucleotides. NCBI's taxonomy places the organism in Eukaryota, Viridiplantae, Streptophyta, Magnoliopsida, Solanales, Convolvulaceae. The record is from the annotation of a GenBank genome assembly.